Messenger RNA from Ilyonectria robusta, 1827 nucleotides. RefSeq names its product isoamyl alcohol oxidase. The transcript has 2 exons. The record is from RefSeq and is a predicted model, not a curated record. The coding region runs from base 1 to 1827 and encodes 608 amino acids. NCBI's taxonomy places the organism in Eukaryota, Fungi, Ascomycota, Sordariomycetes, Hypocreales, Nectriaceae. Gene Ontology annotation, molecular function: FAD binding; oxidoreductase activity.
AUGGUUUCCUUCACGCUCACUUUCGCUGCCGCAGCUCUCGCCGCGCAGUCGGCUGCUGCCAUUUCCUUGCGCCCUGGUCUACCCAAGAGCGGCCUCGUCCCUCGCACCUGGAAUGGGCAAGAAUACGGCUGCAAGUGUUACCCAGGCGACGACUGCUGGCCCAAGCAGAGCGCCUGGGAUGCCCUCAACAAAGAGGUCAAUGGCAACCUGCACGUCCAUAUCCCUCCCGAGGCGGCCUGCCAUAACACCUUCGAUAGCCCUCUCGGCCCUAUCGAGACCUACAACGAGGAGAAAUGCGCUGAGGUUACUGCCAACUGGACCAGCUCUGCCUGGACGUUUGACAGCAUCAACCAACAGGCUCUCCUUAUCUGGAAGUACUGGACCAACGUUACAUGCCUGCCAACCGAUGAUCCCACGUCCCCUUGUACCCUAGGCUUCUAUGGCGUCUAUGUCAUCGAGGCCAAGACUCGCCACCAUAUCGCUUCUGGUGUCAAGUUUGCCCGUCGAAAUAACCUGCGUCUGGCCAUCCGCAAUACAGGCCACGACUUUGCAGGCCGCAGCACCGGCUGGGGCACCCUAGUUAUUAACACCCACAGCUUGAAGGAUAUUACCGUCCACGAGCAGUGGAAGGGCCCCUCCAGCUAUAAGGGUCGCGCCAUUACCAUCGGUGCCGGCGUUCAGGGCUAUGAGCUCAUGAGGAGUGCCCAAGCUCACAACCCUCCCCUCGCCGUGGUUGCUGGGGAGUGCCCAACUGUCGGUCCUGCCGGUGGAUUCAUUGCUGGAGGUGGCCAUAGCCCUCUGUCCUCCGUCUAUGGCUUGGCUGCCGAUAAUACUCUGCAGUUUGAGGUCAUCACCGCAAAGGGAGAGUUUGUCGUUGCCAACGAGAAGGUGAACCCAGACCUAUACUUCGCUCUUCGCGGUGGUGGUCCUUCCACCUUCGGCGUGGUUGUCUCGGUGACAUUCCGCACUUAUGAUGAGGUUAUUUCCUCCGGUGGCAGUCUCACUAUCAACAGCAGCUUGACCGCCAAUGAGGACCUUAUUUGGGAGGGUGUCCGUAUCUUCCACAAGUGGUCUAACCACAUGGUCGAUAACGGCCUCUACGUUUACUUCGAGCUCCUCCCCUUUUCUUUCCAGGUUCUCCCCUUUGUCGCUAUUGGCAAGACGAAGUCCGAGCUCGAUGGGAUCCUAAAGCCUUUGCUUGAUGAGCUCAGGGAAGCCGGUGUUCCUUUCGACCAUAUGACCAAGGAAUAUGACGGCUUCUUUGACCUCUACCAGGAUCUCUUUGAAGACGAUGCCAGGGCCGGUCUGCACGCUGUGAGUGGUGGGUGGGGCUUCACUCAUGAGGACGUUGAGAACAACAACGACGGGAUUAUCGAGGCAUUCCGCACAGUCCAAAGCCCCCGUCCCGAUCUCCAGUACGCUGGUGUCGUUAUCGGCCAUCUGUUCGACCCUGGCCACGGCCGUCCCACCACUACAGCCGCCCUGAACCCCAGGUGGCGUAACUCCACCAACUUCGUCAUCUCCGUCCUGGGUGUUCCCCAAAAUGCCAGCCCGGAGAUGAAGGCCGACCUGCAGCAUGUCCAGACUUAUGUCGUAGACAGUGCUCUGAGGGAGGCCGGCCCCAAUGGCUACGCCUACAUCAACGAGGCAGACCCAUUCCUGCCCAACUUCCCGGAUCAUUUCUGGGGCCCUGCUGUAUACCCCAAGCUUAAGGUGAUUCGACAGAAGUGGGACCCCGACAUGGUCUUCUUCGCCAUGGCGACCGUUGGCACUGAGAACUGGGAGGUCAUCGAGGAGAACACCAGGCUCUGCAAGCGUCUAGACUAG